Myripristis murdjan (pinecone soldierfish) is the source of this 2114-nucleotide messenger RNA. It is a transcript of the gene capzb, whose product is annotated as capping actin protein of muscle Z-line subunit beta. Gene Ontology annotation, cellular component: cytoplasm; F-actin capping protein complex. The transcript has 9 exons. The record is from RefSeq and is a predicted model, not a curated record. Lineage: Eukaryota; Metazoa; Chordata; Actinopteri; Holocentriformes; Holocentridae. Gene Ontology annotation, biological process: negative regulation of filopodium assembly; cell morphogenesis; actin cytoskeleton organization. The coding region runs from base 235 to 1053 and encodes 272 amino acids. Gene Ontology annotation, molecular function: actin filament binding.
CAGCCGCUUGUUUUCUCUCUCCUGCCUCCUUCCUGCACCCCGGUUGAGGAAGUGAAUUCGCUGACAGGGUUGGGUUCUGUGAGGGAGGCGAACAGAAACAUCUCAUAUUCGGUGGGGACGAAAAAACAACAAUAGCGGAGAGGAGCGAUUUGUAAAAGCACAGCGAGGCUCAAGCGUAAAGUCAUCGGUGAAAUCGUAGCCGCCCCACUGAGAUCGCCACAGACCGCCGCAGACAUGAAUGACCAGCAGCUAGAUUGUGCCCUGGACCUGAUGAGGCGUCUGCCUCCCCAGCAGAUUGAGAAGAACCUCAGCGACCUCAUCGACCUGGUGCCCAGUCUGUGUGAGGAUCUCCUCUCCUCUGUGGACCAGCCCCUCAAGAUUGCCCGGGACAAGGUGGUGGGGAAAGACUACCUGCUCUGCGAUUACAACCGAGACGGCGACUCCUACAGAUCCCCAUGGAGUAAUAAGUAUGAACCUCCCAUUGAUGACGGCGCCAUGCCUUCAGCCCGCCUGAGGAAACUUGAGGUGGAAGCCAACAAUGCCUUUGACCAGUACAGAGACCUGUACUUUGAGGGUGGCGUGUCCUCUGUGUACCUUUGGGACUUGGAUCAUGGCUUUGCUGGGGUUAUCCUCAUCAAGAAGGCUGGUGAUGGAUCCAAGAAGAUCAAAGGGUGCUGGGACUCCAUCCAUGUGGUGGAGGUGCAGGAGAAGUCUAGUGGACGCACGGCUCACUACAAACUCACCUCCACUGUGAUGCUGUGGCUCCAGACAACCAAGACCGGCUCCGGUACCAUGAACCUCGGAGGCAGCCUUACAAGACAGAUGGAAAAAGAUGAGACAGUUGGAGAGUCCUCACCGCACAUCGCCAACAUCGGACGCCUUGUUGAAGACAUGGAGAACAAGAUUCGCUCCACGCUGAAUGAAAUCUACUUUGGGAAGACCAAGGACAUUGUCAAUGGCCUAAGGAGUGUUCAGACUCUGGCUGACAAGUCGAAGCAGGAGGCUCUGAAGAACGACCUGAUGGAGGCACUCAAACGCAAACAGCAAAGCUAGAGAUGCUAUUCUUUUUUUCUGUCUGUCUGUCUCUCUCUCUCUCUCUCUUUCUCUCUCUCACUCUCUCUCUCUCUCCGCCUCAUUUCUGCCAUCUUUUCUGUUUCUUUUUGUCUUUCCCUCCAUGCCUGUUUCUGUGCUGCACUCUCGUUCAUUCGUGGAAAACAAAAAAGGAGAAAAUGCUUAGCUUUUUAUUUGUUUUUUUUUUUUCCAUUUUGUUUUUGUCACAUUUGUUUUGAUGCAUCUCAUCCGCCAUGAAGCCAUUCACUCACGCUCCUCGUCUCUCUUUCACCCCUCUGGCUCUCGUGCUAUGAAUAAAAUUAUAGUAUUACGACGACGGUUAAAGAUAAUCUUACAGUGUGAGCAUCGUUUUAAUAAUAAUCCUUGAUGCUCUCACAGCUGAUGUGUCCUUGGUCAGUUUGAAAUGAACGACACUGGCCCUGCUCUCACCUACAGUGAACGGGGAACGGGGGCGGACACAGACUGUAACGUAGGUGGGGGCAGGCCUUUGGCGGGGCUAUCAGAUAGUCAUGUACAUCAAAUUUAUUUCUUGCUCCUAUUUUGUCAAACGUGUACGGCACCCUCUGAUAUAUCUGUAUAAAAAUCUAGCUGUCCAUGUAUCUGUCAUUCUUCUGAGGAUGAGAGAGGAUGGCCCUACGUUUGUGUUACUCAGUGGUUUACUCUUCAUUCCACUCUGUCCGCAUGCAUGUGAGCCUGUGGGAGCAUGGGGCUGCAGUCAGUGGAAAUGUAGACUCAUAAAACAUGGGGAUGGACUGUUAUAUUCACUGUGUAUACCCAUGUCAUCAAGCCCCCGCCCCACCCCCUUACACUGUGUAUAACAUGACAGUUUCCCUUCCCUCUGUUUGGCUAUUCGACUCUUAUCUCUCCUCACCUCUGUCCUUGUUGGGGGUCACACUUUGUCUCUGCGUCUCAGCGGAAACCUUUGACUGUUUCCGUUUUCGGAGGGGAAUCUUUUGUUGUAUUUUGUUUUGUUUUUAUUUUGUAAAGCUUAUUAUUCAUAUUGUAUUAGAGCCUCCAGCAACAAUAAAAACAGUAAAAAGCUA